CACGUGGACACACGCACAGGCACCCUCUUCCUCUCCCCGUGCACCGCCCACGACCCCACCCUACCUCCCGCUGCGUCCGCCGCGCACCGGGUCCCGCGUGUCCAGGCCCGUGUCCGCGACCGGAAGUGGGCGACCGGCCGGCGCAGCGCCGCCACCAUCGCCGCCAUGGUCCGGGGACCUCAGGCGGCCGGGGCUGCCCUUCGCGCUGCCUGAGCCCUUCGCGCCUCCCGGGCAGACCUGUGCGCGGCCUGGGCGAGAUGAUACUCGCUGUCAUCUCAUUGGGUGUCCUGUUGUUGGCCCUCCUCCUGUUCCUGCAACGCGUGGAAAGGGGCUUGGUAGCUAUCUUCUGGUUUGAAUUCGUGCAGCAGCCAGUCCAGAACCUGCUCAUGGGUAACACAAAGGAGCAGCGCAUCCUUCGCCAUGUGCAGCAGCAUGCCAAGCCUGGAGACCCCCAGAGCGUCCUGGAGGCCAUUGACACCUACUGUUCAGAGAAGGAGUGGGCCAUGAAUGUUGGUGCCAGGAAAGGCCAGAUAUUGGAUGCAGUGAUUCAGGAGUACAACCCCCUGCUGGUGCUGGAGCUAGGAGCUUACUGUGGCUACUCAGCCACGCGGAUAGCCCGCCUGCUGCCGCCUGGAGCCAGGCUUCUCACCAUGGAGAUGAACCCUGACUAUGCUGCCAUCACCCGGCAAAUGCUGAACUUGGCAGGCCUGCAGGACAAAGUCACCAUCCUCAUUGGGGCAUCCCAAGACCUCAUCCCGCAGCUGAAGACCAAGUGUGAUGUGGACACCUUAGACAUGGUCUUUCUUGACCACUGGAAAGACCGCUACCUGCCAGACACACAUCUCCUGGAGGAAUAUGGCCUGUUGCGCAAGGGGACAGUUCUUCUAGCUGACAAUGUCAUCGUCCCGGGAGCCCCUGACUUCCUGGAAUAUGUGCGGGGGAGCAACAAGUUCGAGUGCACACACUACAGCUCAUACCUGGAGUACAGGGAAACGGUAGACGGCCUGGAGAAGGCACUCUACAAGGGUCCAAGCAGCCCAUGACGUCUGGACCAUCAGCCUACCCUGAGAUGCCCUUCCCGCUUCCUUCUGCAAGAUGACACACACUCACACUGACCCCGCUAUGCUUCUGGAGCCUGUCCUCAAGGGCUAUGGCUCCAUAUUGUCAGCACUGGCACACUGAAGGUAGUGAGCUCACCAUCCAUAACCACUGCAAUAGACCUGGAAAGCACCUGUGAUAAAAGGCUGCAUUGAGCUGGAGGUGCAAUGGUCCCAGUGCCUGCCCCUCAUGCAAGAGGCCUUGAGUUUAAUCCUAAACGCCAGAAAACAAAAGGGAUUAAAAAAUAAAUAAAAGUCAAAGCAGGUGUCAUCCUGCUGGUGUCACCAACGGUGUCACCUAAGAGAUUCUCACAGGGUCAGUGGCAGAUCCCUGGGCACUGCCAUCACCAAUUAGGCCCAGCAAGAAGUCAGGAAACUGGAAAUAUCCAGAUGCCGUUUGGCUGCUACCAAAUGGCAACAGUGCGUGUGACAAUUCUGUCACCAGCAACUCACACUUCAUCUUAAGAGUGAAUCAUCAGCUUUCCAGGUGUGGUGGCGCACAUCUUUAAUGCCAGCACCCAGGACUUAAGGC
Molecule: messenger RNA, 1629 nt
Organism: Onychomys torridus (southern grasshopper mouse)
Lineage: Eukaryota; Metazoa; Chordata; Mammalia; Rodentia; Cricetidae
Product: catechol O-methyltransferase-like
Exons: 5
Coding region: 258-1043 (261 amino acids)
Biological process (GO): catecholamine catabolic process; developmental process; dopamine metabolic process
Cellular component (GO): dendrite; axon; membrane
Molecular function (GO): magnesium ion binding; catechol O-methyltransferase activity
Source: RefSeq, a predicted model, not a curated record